GAGUUGUAGUGAGUUUCUCCCCUGCAAACUCUUCUGUUCCUGUGGGAUUAAAGUGAAUGCUGCGAUGUACCCGGAGCCCAGGCUGUGGCUGCUCAGAGAGGCCGAUGGGAUGAAGAGAGUAGCCCGGUAGCCUCUUCCCCAAGCCCCCAGCCAUGGCCAGCGCUCCCCCCUCCCCGGGCUGCCUGAGCGACAUUGCGCUGCGCUUCUCGGUGGAGUCGGUGCAAGUGGUGCCGGGCCUGCUGGGCGCAGCGGUGCUUGUGGGCAUUGUGCUCGGUGCGGCUGCUGCAGCCUUCCUCUGCUUCUGCCUCCUCUUACCCCGGCUCUCUAACAAGGGAAAGGACCCUGGGGUUGUUCUUGAAAACAGCAACUCUGAUAUAAAAAGACAAGACUGUAGAACAGAGUCCAAAAACGCAAUCCAUCCCAUAAGAAGAAAAUCACUUGAGGAGGAUAAUCCAUUCCCAAGCAAUGGGGUCGCUGCCUUUGCACUGAAGGCUAAGGUGGUUUAUCCAAUCAAUCAGAAGUUUAGGCCUUUAGCAGAUGGAGCCUCAAACCCUUCGCUACAUGAAAGCCAUAAGCAGACAUCAUUGCCGAACCAAAUGUUUGAAGGUUCUGCCUAUAGCAGUACAGAGUCUCUGAGCCAUGGAGAAAAGGAAGACUGCAGUUCCUCCACCACUAUUCAUUCCAUAACAAGCGAGGACAGGUUCUAUGAGAGAACGUUCCCCAGAGUUAACAGCUUCCUGGAAGUCUUAACCUUCAGCAGUUGUGAUGUCGGUUUGUGCCUCUAUAGUCUUUGCCUACAGACUUUGCCACUUCUCGAUGCGGAACUGAGGCGAGAGCAGCAUUCUAUGUUUCUACAGAUUCUGCGGAUAAACCUGACCGACCUGCUGCUGAAAAAGAAGAUUGAUGGGGAAACGUUCCGGAACCAACUCUCCGCACAGGAGGCAGAAUUGGAAGAACUUGAGGAGAGGUACCGCUCGAGAGUAACCAACACCAAGAUGAGUCGCGCUCACAGUUCUGAGUUCCAGACUAUGGAGGACAUAGAGAGAAGAGAGAGAGAAUAUUCCGAUCAUCUCAUUCAAAAUACUGAAGGCUUCUGGAUUCAAAUAGAAAAGGUGCAUCAGUUCCUGCUGGACCAAGCCAAGUGCUCCUAUGCAGAAGCUGAAAAGAUAAUGAUGGACCUGACCUCUAGAAUGACUGUGCUUGAAACUGUUCUGAGCGAGUCGCAGGAGUUGCAGGCAAUGGAGGUCCAGGAAAAAAUGAUUAGGUGGGAACAUAUGGCAAAGGUGGUCGAUUCCUUAAGACAUCAGAUACAGGAGGAAAGUGAAUGUCGAUUGAACGCUGUUUCCAAAACUUUGGACAAUUUAAAGAACCAGAAAAAAAUUUCAGUAAGACAAAAGGAACAUCACCUGACGGAACUGUUCAAGGCAUUCUGGGAGGAAGUGUCUCAGUACAACAAUGAGUGCCUUCAGCAAACGAAAAGCCUCAUAUCGAAACUGCUGACACACCGUGGCAAACUGAUAGAAAUUCUCAGGAGAACGCAGAAGGAGGAGAGACUGAAUUUUCUGAGUAAGGCCCAAGGUUCCUCGGAUCCUGACAGUUUCAUAAAGGAGUACCAUAAGCUUCUGGAGGAGCAGCGGGAGCUCUCGUGUGACCUGGAAGAUGAAGAGGACUGUAAAGCCUUGGAUUCGGUUGCUGAUCUCUGCAAGGAAUUAUACACCGGGGCCUCCCAAAACUUUGAAAAGCUGGUGAAAUCCCUGUUUCUUCAGACUCUUCCUGAAAUGACCGACUUGAGUUUACAGGAUUGCGAAAGCCUAAAGCUGGAACUGCGGCAACAUCUGUCCUCAGAGCUGGAGAAAGCAGAGGCUGAAAGGAAGGCAAAGAUUAAAGUCUUCCAAGAAACCCUCUUACAGGAGAAACAGCUGUGGGCCCAGGAACAGGUCCGAUCAUCAGCACUGCAGAACUAUGUGUCUGAGAAGGAGCAGCAGAUUAUCAAAGAAGUCUUAAGCCGACUGAGUGGUAUUAAUGAGGAGUCCAGCAGAGCGGCAGCGCAGAGGCACGACUUCUUCCUGCGAUGUGCUCUGCGCCCUUUAGCCCUUCGGAACAUCGCCAUGGCCACCCUCACCCAGAUGCGAAUGUCCAGGAAGAAAAUUGUUCUGCAAGAACUGAAAGAGCACCGUUGCCUGGAACGCUCCAAGUCUCAUUGCCAGGACGAGGAGCAGUGGAAAAUGCAAAAUGAAAUGGAAAUCCAUAUAUUAGAAGAGGAGAGGAAGCUGGAAGCGGAGACCCAGCAGGCGCGCACGGAUUGCCAGCAGCAGCUGCUCUCGGACCUUGCGGAGGCCUUGCAUCUCAUCCGGCAGCAUAUGCAGCGAGCCAUUGGGCAGACUCUCGUGCAUUAUGCGCAGCAGGAGGCUGCUAAAAGCAUGAUGGAGGACAAUAUGGACUUCAAGGAACGGCUGGUGGAAGCGGCAGUGGAGAGCGUGUAUGUGAGCAGGAACAGCGUGGAGAAGCUACUGCGGCGCUAUAACCAAACCAUGGGACAAAUCCUGGGCGAGUUUCAAGUGGCAAAGAAGCAUCAGCUGAAGGCGGUGAAAGAUAAGCUGACAACGGAGAAACAAAAAAGGGAGAAGAAAUCUCAAAAAGAUGAACUUUGUGCGCAACCAACUUAUUCUGAUUUUCUCAAAAGAUUUUUUCUCCAGCAAAACCAGUUGCUUGAGAAAUGUCAGCUCUAUCAGCAGAUCGGCUUGGACUCUGUAAGGCAAAGGAAAUCUGUGCAGCACCGGCUGUUCGGAGACCUGGAGAACAAGCUGAAGGAUGCGGAAGAGGAGUUCAUUGCUGAGCUGGCAUCCCUGGCACGCAUUUGCCUCACUGAUGGUAGCUACUCGUCCAAUAAUAAAGCUGUUCCUUCAGAAUCCACCAGAAAGAAUCUCUCUACAAAAAAGCACAUGUAAGAUUUCAGAGGAAACAAGGAGGCUGAGCUAUGGGCAGUGCCAGGGAAGGAGUGUUCCACAGAGGACAGAGGGGUUUGGGGAUCAAAGCAGAUACUCUCCGUCUGAUAGCAAGUUUUCUAUUCAACCAAUUCUUUCAAAGGGAAAUAUACUCUAUUUAUAAUAAAGGCUUUAAUUAUUCCCUUUAA
This is a messenger RNA of Xenopus tropicalis (tropical clawed frog), 3133 nucleotides long. RefSeq names its product EvC ciliary complex subunit 1 (gene evc). NCBI's taxonomy places the organism in Eukaryota, Metazoa, Chordata, Amphibia, Anura, Pipidae. Gene Ontology annotation, biological process: smoothened signaling pathway. Gene Ontology annotation, cellular component: plasma membrane; ciliary membrane. The record is from RefSeq and is marked provisional.